Molecule: messenger RNA, 669 nt
Organism: Lepus europaeus (European hare)
Lineage: Eukaryota; Metazoa; Chordata; Mammalia; Lagomorpha; Leporidae
Product: malignant T-cell-amplified sequence 1
Exons: 1
Coding region: 10-555 (181 amino acids)
Biological process (GO): formation of translation preinitiation complex
Molecular function (GO): RNA binding
Source: RefSeq, a predicted model, not a curated record
CCUUGGAUCAUGUUCAAGAAAUUUGAUGAAAAAGAAAAUGUGUCCAACUGCAUCCAGUUGAAAACCUCAGUAAUUAAGGGUAUUAAGAACCAAUUGAUAGAUCAAUUUCCAGGUAUUGAACCAUGGCUUAAUCAAAUCAUGCCUAAGAAAGAUCCUGUCAAAAUAGUUCGAUGCCAUGAACAUAUAGAAAUCCUUACAGUAAAUGGAGAAUUGCUAUUUUUUAGACAAAGAGAAGGGCCUUUUUAUCCAACCCUAAGGUUGCUUCACAAAUAUCCUUUUAUCCUGCCACACCAGCAAGUUGAUAAAGGAGCCAUCAAAUUUGUACUCAGUGGAGCAAAUAUCAUGUGUCCAGGCUUAACUUCUCCAGGAGCUAAGCUUUACUCUGCAGCAGUAGAUACCAUUGUUGCAAUUAUGGCUGAAGGGAAACAGCAUGCUCUGUGUGUUGGAGUCAUGAAGAUGUCUGCAGAAGACAUCGAGAAAGUCAACAAAGGAAUUGGCAUUGAAAAUAUCCAUUAUUUAAAUGAUGGGCUGUGGCAUAUGAAGACAUAUAAAUAAGCCUCAGAAGGAAUGCAUUGGGAUAAAUAUGGAUAUUGUGCUGUAUCUGUGCUUGUAUGUGUGUGUGACAGCAUGAAGAUAAUGCCUCUGUGGUUAUGUUGAAUAAAUUCUACA